CCCCCGAGCGCAGGUGAGACCUGGAGAGAGAAAGCUCGCGGGUACCUCCUCCGCAUCAGCAUCCCCUCCGCCGCUGGUCCGCCAGCCUCCUCCCCGGGAGCUCGGCCCCCGGGAGGCUGCGCGCAGGCACGAAAGGGCGCCUCUUGGCCCUGCGGGCUCUGGCGGCGGAGACGCGCGGGGCGUGCUCGGGAGCGAGGAGCGAAAAGUUGUGCGCCCACUUGGUCCGCGGAAGGGAGCAAACGAGCGAAGGCGCGAGAGCGCAGGGGGGAGGCCGGAGGGGCGGGGUGGGGGUGGGGGGACCGCUUCCCUGAAUUUCCAAGUGGUAGACCUGCCUCUGCGCUCUGCCCAAUGAGAUCCAUAAGGGGAGGCACCCGGCUCACUUUUCCACAUCACUUCACAGUUACAUUUGGCAGGCAGGCGGGCUCGCACGCCGGAGCGUUCAGCCCCGAAUUAGUGGAUUUAUUUGGAAUCUCCCCGCCGCCUCGGAGCUCCUCAGCCGCCGCGGGUUCACGCGCACACCGGAGCGUCCCCGUAGCCGCUGCACUUUGGGCUGCGGACCUCGAGGACCUGUGUCAGCCCCGCACUCAGCCCCGCGGCUCCGGGAGGCAUGAACGGAAGCCGGAGGCGCCUGUCGAGCGCGCGGGGACCGGCCGGCGCUUGCUGCCCGCGGGAGCCGACCCUGCACCCCUCCAGCCAUUAGGGAACCUGAGGCUCGGCGUUCGCCAGCGCGGAGCUCCUCGAUAGAAAUUUCAAUGACAAGAGAAGCCAAUGGAUCGAGGUGUUAGCAAUACUGCUUCGAUGAUGUCUCUUUGCUGUGCUCUAAACAUGUGGCAGAGCUGUAAGUAAACGCUCCACACUGCAUGAUGAAGUGGAUGGCUGCAGACCGGAGGCAAAAAAAGUAAUUGUCUCAUUUUCAUGGUGAUUUGCGUAACUGGCGGGACCAUGCCAGAAAGACUAGCGGAAAUGCUCUUGGAUCUCUGGACUCCAUUAAUAAUAUUAUGGAUUACUCUUCCCCCUUGCAUUUACACGGCUCCGAUGAAUCAGUCUCAAGUUUUAAUGAGCGGAUCCCCCUUGGAACUAAAGCGGCUAAGUGAGGAGCAGCGGAUUUUGAACCGUUCCAAAAGGGGCUGGGUUUGGAAUCAAAUGUUUGUCCUGGAGGAGUUCUCUGGACCUGAACCGAUUCUUGUUGGUCGGCUACACACAGACCUGGACCCUGGCAGCAAAAAAAUCAAGUAUAUCCUAUCAGGUGAUGGAGCUGGGACAAUCUUUCAGAUAAAUGAUGCCACAGGAGAUAUCCAUGCUAUAAAAAGACUGGACCGAGAGGAGAAGGCGGAGUACACUCUCACAGCCCAGGCCGUGGACUGGGAGACGAACAAACCUCUGGAACCUCCUUCUGAAUUUAUUAUUAAAGUCCAGGACAUCAAUGACAACGCACCGGAGUUUCUUAACGGACCCUAUCACGCCACAGUGCCAGAGAUGUCCAUUUUGGGUACGUCUGUCACUAAUGUAACAGCCACCGACGCUGAUGACCCAGUUUAUGGAAACAGUGCAAAGUUGGUGUACAGUAUCUUGGAAGGACAGCCUUAUUUUUCCAUUGAGCCUGAAACAGCUAUUAUCAAAACUGCCCUUCCUAACAUGGACAGAGAAGCCAAGGAGGAGUACCUGGUGGUCAUCCAAGCCAAAGAUAUGGGUGGGCACUCUGGUGGUCUUUCUGGGACCACCACACUUACAGUCACCCUCACCGAUGUCAAUGACAAUCCUCCAAAAUUUGCACAGAGUCUCUAUCACUUCUCAGUCCCAGAAGAUGUAGUUCUUGGUACAGCAAUAGGACGAGUGAAGGCCAAUGACCAGGAUAUUGGUGAAAACGCACAAUCAUCAUAUGACAUCAUUGACGGAGAUGGCACAGCUCUCUUUGAAAUCACUUCCGAUACCCAGGCCCAGGAUGGCAUCAUAAGACUAAGACGGCCUCUGGAUUUUGAGACCAAAAAAUCCUAUACGCUGAAGGUAGAGGCAGCCAAUAUCCAUAUUGACCCACGUUUCAGUGGCAGGGGACCCUUCAAAGAUACAGCCACGGUCAAGAUUGUGGUUGAGGACUCUGACGAACCGCCCGUCUUCUCGUCACCAACUUACCUCCUUGAGGUCCAUGAAAAUGCUGCCCUCAACUCUGUGAUUGGCCAAGUGACAGCUCGUGACCCUGAUAUCACCUCCAGCCCUAUAAGGUUCUCCAUUGACCGACACACUGACCUGGAGAGACAAUUCAACAUUAAUGCAGAUGAUGGGAAGAUAACGCUGGCGACACCACUUGACAGAGAAUUAAGUGUCUGGCACAACAUAACAAUCAUUGCUACAGAAAUUAGGAACCACAGUCAGAUAUCCCGAGUACCUGUUGCUAUUAAAGUGCUGGAUGUCAAUGACAACGCCCCUGAAUUCGCAUCCGAAUAUGAGGCAUUUUUAUGUGAAAAUGGAAAACCCGGCCAAGUCAUUCAAACAGUGAGUGCCAUGGACAGAGAUGAUCCUAAAAAUGGACAUUAUUUCCUAUACAGUCUUCUUCCAGAAAUGGUCAACAAUCCAAAUUUCACCAUCAAGAAAAAUGAAGAUAAUUCCCUCAGCAUUUUGGCAAAGCAUAAUGGAUUCAACCGCCAGAAGCAAGAAGUCUAUCUUUUGCCAAUCAUAAUCAGUGACAGUGGGAACCCUCCGCUGAGUAGCACCAGCACCCUGACCAUCCGGGUCUGUGGUUGUAGCAAUGAAGGUGUUGUCCAGUCUUGUAAUGUUGAAGCUUAUGUCCUUCCCAUUGGACUCAGUAUGGGAGCCUUAAUUGCCAUAUUAGCAUGCAUCAUUUUGCUGCUAGUCAUCGUGGUGCUGUUUGUAACUCUGCGACGGCAUAAAAAUGAGCCAUUGAUUAUCAAAGAUGACGAAGACGUGCGGGAAAACAUCAUUCGCUACGAUGAUGAAGGCGGAGGCGAGGAGGACACCGAGGCGUUUGACAUUGCAACUUUGCAGAAUCCAGAUGGAAUUAAUGGAUUCUUGCCUCGGAAGGAUAUUAAGCCAGAUCUACAGUUCAUGCCAAGGCAAGGACUUGCUCCAGUUCCAAAUGGUGUAGAUGUCGAUGAAUUUAUUAAUGUGCGGCUACAUGAGGCCGAUAAUGACCCCACGGCCCCGCCAUAUGACUCCAUUCAGAUUUACGGCUAUGAAGGCCGGGGGUCAGUGGCUGGCUCCCUCAGCUCCCUGGAGUCUACUACGUCAGACUCAGACCAGAAUUUUGACUACCUCAGUGACUGGGGUCCCCGUUUUAAGAGACUGGGUGAACUCUACUCUGUUGGUGAAAGUGACAAAGAAACUUGACAGUGGAUGAGAAGGAAAUCAGAGGAACUGAGCAUUCUGUAAUAUUCUAGGGUCACCCUCCCUUAGAUGCAACCAAUGUGGCUAUUUGUUUUAGAGGCAAGUUUAGCACCAAUCAUCUAUAAACUCAACUACAUUUUAAUGUUGAACCAAAAAAAUAAGAAAAAAAAUAAAAAUUACAAGUUUAUGUUAGGAGGUUAUAAAUCUUGUGGAGUGUAAAUUAAAGUACGUGGAGUGUCUAGAAGUCUUUGGAUAUUUGAUAUUUACUUAACCACCAUAGACAAAGAUUGGGAUCCCGGCUGCUCCUUAGAGAAAUGGUUGGCGGGGGGAGAAAAAGAGGAAAAAUAAAAUAAAAAGGUGCUUUCUUAGAAAAAUGGAAAGAAAAAAAAAAAGGACCUACAAGGAAUUUGCUGCUGAUAUGUGUCUUCUGCAAGGAUUUUUUUUUUUAAAUGCAAGUGGUUUUUAUUCCCCCUCCUCCAACAAGGAUCCCGCCACAAACAUUAAAGCAAUACUUGGUCUGCUGUACGUUAUGACUUUUCUGGAGUUUUGGGAGGCCUCCUAGCUUAUACGGUACAGUGACCACACAUUGUACAUAAUUGUUGGCCCCACUCACCAGAGACUGAAGAGCAUCUUUAAAUAUUGUGUCGAGCCUUAAAAUAUUCACAUGUCCGUAAUCCAUUCCCGGGUGGGGACUGCCCACACAGCGGUGGGAGGAGAGAAAUCCCAUUCACACAGGCUGGUUUUCUAGAAGCAGGAUUACUCGUUCCCUCCACUUCAUCUCCUCCCAAAAGGACACAAAGAGAAGCUGUGCUGCACAGUGGACUAUAUCAGAGAGAGAAGGUUUUAUUGCUAGCGCGUGGAUUUAUUUGUUUAAACAAAUAAAUAUUUUAUCGAUGUCCAUUAAUGCUUUUAUUUAUUAAGGUUGAUAAUCUAUAGACUAAGGGACUAUAUGGGGAAGAAUAUAAAACCUAAAUUAUAUCCAUUAAUACUUUAGAUUGUUUUAUAUAUAUACAUAUAUAUAUAUACACACAAAAAUGAAUGUUUAAUACAUGUACAUUUUGAUGAGAUGAGUAUGGCAGGCAAUAUAAUAAAAAAAUAAAAAGGAGAAGUAACAAUUUCUUUAGAGUAGAAGUGUUAUUGUGACUGGUAAUGGCAGGAACAACAUUUUCCCAGAGAAAAUUUUGGACUGUUUUCUAUUUUGUUCAUAAUUCUAGUAUUGGUGUUUUUUUACUACAAGCACAAACAUCUGAAGGUAUAUUGGUUCAUGUGACUAUUUAAACUCUAGACUUUUAGAGACCCUCUAAUGACACCCCGCCCAAUGAAUAGGCUUCAAGUUACCCCACUGUAUUAGAGCAGGAACUGAUAUGUAUAUAAUUUGACUGCUUAUGUUUUCUAGCAUUUCUAUCCCUGACCCUCAUGGUGAUGCACAGAACGUCUUAGACUUCAAAAGAACCCGGCACUAGAAGAUGUGAGCAUAUCCAAUUUGUAAUGCAAACCUGCCAUUUUAGGAGUAGAAAAUGUAUGAUAAAACUCAAGUAUUACAUGCAGAUCAUUUUAAUUUUCUACUUUGCUUUAAUGCAAUAUUGUUUCUUUACUCCAUGUAUUGUAUUCAGAGAAACUCCUGUAUUGUUUCCUACUUUGUGAAAUAUAUUUUUAUAAAUAC
Molecule: messenger RNA, 5002 nt
Organism: Elephantulus edwardii (Cape elephant shrew)
Lineage: Eukaryota; Metazoa; Chordata; Mammalia; Macroscelidea; Macroscelididae
Gene: CDH8
Product: cadherin 8, type 2
Exons: 12
Coding region: 916-3342 (808 amino acids)
Biological process (GO): homophilic cell-cell adhesion; cell morphogenesis; cell-cell junction assembly
Cellular component (GO): axon terminus; catenin complex; adherens junction
Molecular function (GO): cadherin binding; calcium ion binding
Source: RefSeq, a predicted model, not a curated record